Messenger RNA from Aspergillus pseudotamarii, 2197 nucleotides. RefSeq lists its product as uncharacterized. The record is from RefSeq and is a predicted model, not a curated record. NCBI's taxonomy places the organism in Eukaryota, Fungi, Ascomycota, Eurotiomycetes, Eurotiales, Aspergillaceae. Gene Ontology annotation, cellular component: membrane. Bases 17 to 1609 code for a protein of 530 amino acids. Gene Ontology annotation, molecular function: metal ion transmembrane transporter activity. Gene Ontology annotation, biological process: metal ion transport; transmembrane transport. The transcript has 9 exons.
UUCAACCCCAAAACUGAUGGAACCCUUCUUGAUUUCCCGGUAUCGACCGACGGUCCAUGAUGCGCAGUGGAGAAAGGAAUUUUCCGUUCGCCAAACUACCAUUUAUCACGGCCAGGACAAUCGGCUGAGAGUUUCCGUCGGAGGAUCUGUGAUUGACGAAUUCUUCAAUAGCUCUAACCCAGACCUUGCACCCCCUCGGCGCCAUGAGCUUCUGCGGAAAUUCCUCGGUCAGACCGGCGCGCGGUCAUUUCCAGAAGCCCUGAGGACUACUCCAGCUGAUACACGAGUGCUGGCCAUGGUUGACGAUAGAUGCGACCCUUGUUUACGGUUCAACGAUAUUCCGGAAAGCACAUCGUUCCUACCCAUGAGGCAAUGGGAGUCAGACGAAUACAUGAGUCGUCCUCCAGAGGGGAUACACUGUCAGAUCUACGGGGCAGAUGCAGAGACGCUGUAUGAUCGUCUUAACCAAAAUCGGAAAGGCAUCGCAGAGCGUCGGGUACUAUACCUAGUCGACCUGACACCCCUGAUGGGGCUGGCGCUGAUCUCAAGCGUUACGUACAUGCACCUUCCGCAGAUAAGAUCUUUUCUAUCCAGGCAUGUAGCCUUUGACUCCCAUAUGGGCAUUUCUCAGAUUCGUGGGUUUACCCUAGAGUUCCAUUUACCGCAUUAUGUUCUACGACCCAGUCACACUAAAUUUCAAGAUCGUCGGGGGCUACGAAAGCAUCGUUUUUUCCGACCGCCAGCAUCACACGAUAGUGAUUGUAUUUAUGAAGCACAAUUAUCCCUAGUGGUAUUUGGGGUUGACGAUUAUUUUUGGACGGCAUACCUCUGCGAAGAUUCCUAUUUCAGAGAAAAGAAUCCAGUCACUGGUUACCUUCAGGAUGAGGUAGAUGGGCCUUCCUUCGGUCUUCGGAUGUGCAGAUUCCCCAUAUGGGAUCCACGGUACUAUUUCCUUUCUAUACUUUCAAUCCGAAUGAGCCAGGUCGCUAUGGAAUGGACAGUACUGGUUGAAACUCUAGAGAAUGACCUUGGCAAGCACGGAGAGAUCGACGAGGACUCCUUGGACCGGUUUCUCGAGGAUGAGCCGUCUUUAUCGAAAACGAAGGAGUACACAUGGAUACUCUGCACUUUGCGCCGUCUCCGCAAUUGCCUUGCCCGGCUGAUAGCCACGUGGACCGCGUUCGACGUGAAUAACAGCAUUUAUUUCAAUCUUGAUACUGACGGCGCUCUGUACGACAAGUUUCGCGAAUGCUUCCACCAGGUCCGCCAGUCCACUGCCGAGCUUGCGAGGCUACAGAUGGUCCUAGAGCAACGGAUUGAGAUGCUAGAGAAGAUGUCAGGCGUUUUGGUGAACGCCUCAUCGCUAGCUGAGAGUAUCACAGCUACCCGGCAAGGGGACAAUAUCAGACUCCUUACCUAUAUAACCAUCGUUUACCUUCCCGUGACACUUGUGACUGGUGCUUUCAGUAUGAACCAGGUUGCUUCAGAUAUUGCAUGGUGGAAAUACUGGGUCUCUCUUUUCUGCUUGACAGGAUGUACUAUUGCAGUAGCAUUUGGGCUACAACUUCUAGUUUCCAGGAUGAAGUUUACUAGUGUGAAAGCGAUAUGAUGUAGCACUAUGUGUGGUCACAAUACUAUCCAGUGCAAAUACUUUCUGCUAAAAAAAAAAUAAAAAUAAAAGGAGCCACGGGACAACAUCAUCACUUGACAGGGUAGCAAUAAGAACACACCACAUGGGCACACAUAACACAUUGGGGCUGUUUGUCGUAGACCUUAGGGCCAUCCCCGCACUGGCAACAUAUAUACAUAUACCCUCUAGUCGUUACCGUUGCUGUCAUCUGGAUCGGAUGCUGGCACUCUGCACAUUUCUCGUGGCUACAUUCACUGCAGACAGAAUUAUCUGCCUUGUUGUAUGCAUAGCAAGUGCUCACACACUGUUUCAUUUCGAGUUAUUUCUGAGAACCUCCAAUAGGGAUCUUGUACUUACACAAUACCAAUCAUUUUUCAACUGCUUUAUAUAAGGAUUAUACAGACAGCUUUCCUCAUGGACUAGCUCGGGACUGUAUGCCCCAAGCUCGACCUCAUCACUAGGGGAGAGAUAGCGAUAAUUCUCCAUACUCAAAAGACCUCUGAAUGGAAGUGGGUGGAAGACCCAAUAUUCAGAGCCAACAAGCAAAGUAUCAAGUUUGAAAGCAAU